This is a messenger RNA of Paramecium octaurelia, 1019 nucleotides long. Lineage: Eukaryota; Ciliophora; Oligohymenophorea; Peniculida; Parameciidae. The record is from the annotation of a GenBank genome assembly.
UUUAUGAUGGAAAUAGAGGAUUGGGAAAAAAGAUCAGAGAAUACUCCACUUAAGGUCCAUAUGAUCGGUAUUACUUCUGUGAAAAUUUUAAGCUGGUUGUUUGGCUGGGUUGAUUGAACAUAUUUCGAUGUUGCCUUUGGAUAAUGUGAAAGUAUGUUGUAAACUUAUAAUUAUAGACUCAUCUUUAAGUCCUUCCAGAUUCGAAGUUCUCAAAAACGUUUGUGUCUUUGAAGUAUAAACUUAAUUGAAUCUUAGAAAAUAAGGAGUAAAAACAUUUUUCAAUGGAUUCGGGGCAGUGACUGCAGGUUGCAUGCCAGCUCAUGCAUUUUAUUUCAGCAGUUAUGAGGUAUAAGAAUUAACAAUAUUUGAGAUUCUGAAAACACUUCUGGAUGUAAACGAUGAAAAUAUCCAUGCUUAUGCAUUUGCUUUUAUUGGAGCAGUAUCAACUUUAUGGCAUGAUCUAAUAAUGGUACCCUUUGAUGGUAUGGUCAUUAUUAUAAUUCAGUUAUAAAAUAAAGAUAACAAAUCUAGGAGUAAUGCUUCAAAAGAACAGUGAAAACAGUUCUAAAAUAGGAAGGAAUGAUUGCAUUUUAUAGAAGUUUUCCCAUUACUUACGUACGAUAUCUCAUAAGAUUUAGUUAAUGUCUGCACCUUACUAGGCUAUAUUUUUUGCUGCAAAUGAAACUAUUAAAACUUUAAUGUUUAAGAAAUCAGAACAUAAUUUUGUCAGUCAUUUUACAUGUGCAGCUAUGGCAGGAUGUGCUGCUGUUUGUGUAAUGAAUCCAUUGGAUGUUGUCAAAACCAAAUUGCAGACUUAGAGUUGGCAUCUAAACUCUUCACAAGUCAAAUAUAGCACUUUCUUAGGAUCUAUUAAAACUAUUUAUAAGGAGGAGGGUUAUCUCGGAUUUUAUAAAGGAUUAUUACCAAGAUUAUGCAUGUAAACUAUGUCUGGAGCUACCGCAUGGGCAAGUUAUGAAUUCAUCAAAAGAAAAUUACUUCCUGUUUCAGUUAUAAAUUGA